GAGGACUCGCUUCCUCUGCAAUUCUUAGAGUGAGAGAGAGAAAAAGAGAAUUCUAGAGAGAGAGAGAAUUUGUAGAAAGAGAGACGAUGAGGCCGACGACGAUUGACUACUUCGGCGACAUGGACGAGCAAGGUUCGACGAUGGCGAUGGACGUGGACGACGUGGAUCCUCUGGAGAUUCUGGGCGAUAGCAUCAUCGCUGACAACAAGAUCGCCGACGCCGGGUUCUUCAACUCCUUCGAGGAUGAUUUCGACGAUUCCGAUAUCAAUUGAACCCUCUUCUUCCUUGUCAUCUUCGUUUAUCAUCAAUUUCCAUUCCUUUCUUUUCUGUUCUUUUCUAGAAUUCUAGGGUUUAUCUUCUGUGAUCGGCCCCAAAUCGUCACAAAAGGGGCUUUACUUUAUAAUUGAAGGGAAAAAUGUUGCUUUGAUUUUGUUCUAAUGCAUAUCUUCUUCAAUUGAAUUUUCUUAUUGUUAUUAUCUGAUUAUGAUUACUGUUUAGUGUUUCUUUGAAAAAACAAAAA
This is a messenger RNA of Morus notabilis, 520 nucleotides long. RefSeq names its product small acidic protein 1. The coding region runs from base 87 to 272 and encodes 61 amino acids. The transcript has a single exon. NCBI's taxonomy places the organism in Eukaryota, Viridiplantae, Streptophyta, Magnoliopsida, Rosales, Moraceae. The record is from RefSeq and is a predicted model, not a curated record.